Messenger RNA from Arabidopsis thaliana (thale cress), 660 nucleotides. Its product is annotated as Beta-galactosidase related protein. Lineage: Eukaryota; Viridiplantae; Streptophyta; Magnoliopsida; Brassicales; Brassicaceae. The transcript is spliced from 3 exons. Bases 1 to 660 code for a protein of 219 amino acids. The record is from RefSeq and is marked reviewed.
AUGGCAAGAGGUCUCCCUCUUGGUCCGUCAGUUGCGUCAUGGCCGAUGGAGACGUCGACGGCGCACGACAUUUUUCUUCUUUGGGCAAUGGGCUUCGCCGCUUUUGCUGCCAUCGGAGACACGAUCUUCACAACAACCAUCUCAGUCUUCUCUGGCCCUUGUUUAAAUCUCUACGCUACGACAAUAUUAUUGAAUGUCUUCAACUCUUGCCCAAGUAUCAUCAUCUCCAAGAACCGGAUCAUGUGCUCUCAAGACAUUUACUAUCUUCAUAGAAGUGAUCCCAAACCCCUGCUUUAUGUCGUAAAGCAAACUCCUUCAAGCUACAAAUCCAUAGCUGCCCGAACCCGCGCUGCUGUACUACUUCGUGUAGUCCUUCUCAAGACGAGAAGUCUAGCCAUGGUUCACUUAUCAACGUUACAUAGUCUUAUGACUGUGACUAUCUUGUCAUCCAUUGAUUCGUUCAUGGAAGAUCCUUCGUCAAACCGUGACCUCACAUGUGUCAAAUCACCUUCAAGCAUUUGUCUCAAAGCUCUCAUGGAACCUUUGUCGAUUUCUACUAUUUAUCUGUUUGUGGCAUUGGGGAAUGUCCUUCUUGUUUAUGUUCUAAACUCUGAAUCUUUUGAUCUCAGUUUUCUUUGUAUUUGGUUCUUUCUUGAUUGA